Molecule: messenger RNA, 351 nt
Organism: Branchiostoma floridae (Florida lancelet)
Lineage: Eukaryota; Metazoa; Chordata; Leptocardii; Amphioxiformes; Branchiostomatidae
Product: protein krueppel-like
Exons: 2
Coding region: 1-351 (116 amino acids)
Biological process (GO): regulation of transcription by RNA polymerase II
Cellular component (GO): nucleus
Molecular function (GO): DNA-binding transcription factor activity, RNA polymerase II-specific; RNA polymerase II transcription regulatory region sequence-specific DNA binding
Source: RefSeq, a predicted model, not a curated record
AUGAGAACCCACACAGGAGAAAGACUUUACAAGUGUGGCCACUGUGACUAUUCUGCUGCACGAAGAUCUGCUUUGGAAGAACAUCUGGCAAAACACACCGAUAAGUCUACUUUGGUCAAACACAUACGAAAACAUACCGGUGAGAAACCCUACAUGUGUGGGGAGUGUGGGCAUAGGACAGCCGAAAAGUCUGACUUAGCCCGACAUAUGCGGACGCAUACAGGUGAAAAACCCUACAAGUGUGACCAGUGUGACUUUUCCGCCGCAGAGAAGUCCACUUUGGACAGGCAUCUAACAAAGCACACCGGUGAGAAAUUCUUCAUGUGUGAGAACAGCAACUUGACGGUCUAA